This is a messenger RNA of Symbiodinium natans, 7974 nucleotides long. The record is from the annotation of a GenBank genome assembly. NCBI's taxonomy places the organism in Eukaryota, Dinophyceae, Suessiales, Symbiodiniaceae.
AUGGCUGCUGCUAGCGAGCCCUCGGGGCAAGUUCAUGAUGAUGUCCUGGACGGCCAGCCGCCGCCGGGAUUCGAAAGUGAAGAUAGGCGUUCAGACGCCCCGGAAAGGCCACCUGAACCUUCGUUCAGGUACAGCAGUCGGAAAGACGAUAGUGAGACUGGCUCCAGCCGAGACACCGGAGCCAACGGCGACCCCGCCGACCGCAUUCGCAGCAACACCACUCCUUCCGAGUGGGACGACUCCAGAUGGGGCUGGGGACGAAGCCAGGAGACUCACUCUUGGGGAGAAGAGUGGGAAAGGCCUGGCGAACAGCAGAGUCGCCAGACAGACGCAUGGGGACGACGAGCAAGCUGGGAGACCGGCAUUAGCUUCAACAGUGGUGGCGAUGAUCGCCAAGCCUGGCGACCCGAAGAUCCCUGGUCCCAGGGACGAGACCCCUGGUCAACCGGGAAGAAUGAUGGCUGGCAUGGAUGGGCUGCCGACGAUGGGGCAUGGCGAGUACCCCGAGCCGAUCCCCAGGCAGAUGGCCGAGCUGGACACGGGCGAGGAAACGAUCAUGCUGAAGACCAACGAGGACAAUGGGUGAGCUGGAAGGCCGACUGCGGCCGCCCGACAUGGCCUGGGGACUUCGAUGUUGGGUUCCGGGCAUACGAAGAGCGAGGCGGUGGACACCGCCCCGCUGGCCGUGCCUCCGAGAAGUUGAACGUUCCCUCGUUCACCGGAGAGGACAUCGAGGACUUGGGGGGAUCGGCGAGAUCGUAUCUUCGACAAGUGGAAGCGUGGAGGAGAAUGACAUACUUAUCCACCUCUCAGCAAGGCUUGGUGCUGUACCAGAACCUCGGGGGCAAAGCUUGGAUCGCGGCCGAGGAGCUGUCGGUCAAGACCCUCGCCUCCGACAAAGGCGUCGACUACCUGAUCGCCUGGAUCAAUGCCCGCUUCUUGGACCUGGAGGUGGCGAGGAUUGGUCGGGCCUUCUCCGACUUCUUCAGGCGCCUUCGCAGGAAGCCCAACCAGACGAUCAGGGAGUACAACACCGAGUACGACAGGCUGCACGCGAGGCUGAGGGAGGUCGGGUGCUCUUUGCCGGAGGAGUGUGCCGCCUGGCUGUACCUGGACAGGAUGCAGCUCGAGGAGGCUCAGGAGCUGAACUUGUUGGCAAGUGUGGGAAAUUGCUACAGUCUCCAUCGCCUUCAACAAGCAGCAGUGCUCCAUGACAGGGGGCAGAGGAAGCCAUGGGAAGGAAACCGACCCCGGAAACCUCACUCUGCCCACAUCACCGACAACGCCGACGGUGGCCUUGGAGACGAUGGUUCCCGCAGCGGCAGCGAGCUUGAAGACGGGGUCCCAGAGGAUGUCGCCAUCGCCUAUGCCACCUACCAGAGCGCCAAGGAGAAGUAUAAGGAGCAGACGAAGGCCAGAGGAUAUCAAGGCGACCGUGGAGAGAAGAGCAAGCAGAAAGGAGGGGACAUGUCUCACGAAGAGAAGGUCAAGCUGAUGAAGAGUCGUUCCUUCUGCUCGUCUUGUGGGAAGAAAGGACAUUGGCAUCGAGAUCCCGAAUGUCCUAACCAUGGUCGUGGAGUGUUCGCCUUGAAGUAUGAAGGGACAGGCCUCGUUGGGAUCACGGACACGGCGUGUGCGAAGUCGGUGGCAGGAACAAGCUGGCUUCAGGCCUACAGCGACCAGAUCGAGAAGAUCCACAAGAAGCCAGAGCUCGUCAGAGAGUCAGAGGCCUUUCGGUUCGGCACUGGGAAGAUCCACCACUCGUCCUUCCAUGUCGUGAUCAGCUUUAAGCUUGGUGCGAAGGUGGUGGAGCUGAAGACCUCUAUCAUCAAUGGAGACGUACCGCUCCUUUUGUCAAAAGGGGCACUUGCCCAAAUGGGCAUGGUGUUUGACGUGGCCGCCAAUUGCGCGGAUUUCGGGGCUGUUGGGCUGAAGGCCUUCGAGCUCAUCACCACAUCAUCGGGACAUCCGGCUAUCCCGAUUGUUCCGGCCAGUCCAGCUCAAUCGGCUGUCAGGCUGGUCAUUUCCGACCACGAUCCUUCGAGCAACGGGCAAUACACGGCUUUUGCGGUUUCUGCUUUUAGCACUCUUCGUCCAAAGCCUGACCCCACUACAACUUCAGAUUCGGUGCAGUGCUUCCCCACCGAUAGCAAGGUCCAGCAGUACAGAAUCUUCUAUGACAAGAAGCUUAGUACGGAGGUAAAGGAGCUCCUUACCCAAGAUCGCCUACCAGCACAGUCCUUUAUCGCAUGGUGGGGGCAAACGAAGAUCACUUCGGAUUUCUGGUUGGAAGGGGAGUUUGCUUGGCACAGGAUGACGCGUCGGAAGCUUCUUUCCCGCUGCUCUGGGUUGGCCGAAGUACUUUUGCCAAGCAUAGCAUGCCACGCCCUCCUGCCUCUGAUCCGCAUCGUGAUGAGCGCUCCAUGCCCCCCUACGAGUCGGCCGCCGGCGAUCAACAAGAUGUCGAAGACCCAACUUCUUGCCGAGUGCAAUCGACUGGGACUGGUGGUGCAUCACGGAUGGAGUUGCCCGGAGAUCAAAGCGGUGAUCAUGGAGGACAGGAUGAACAAAGCCGAGUCGGAGCCGGGCUACAUCAUGAAGUCCAUCGCCAAGCUCAACCUGCCCGAACUCAAGCAGAAGGCCGACUCCCUGAACGUGCAGUACCCCAGCAAUGUGACGAAGGGAGCCCUCCUAAGACUGGUGCGCGAGUCCCUCAACACCCCAGCGACGGAGCUCAUGCAGAUCGGGAAGUUCCGGGGCUACGAGUUUGGGGAGAUCCCGGACAGCUACGGGAGUUGGGCGCUAAAGGAGAUCAAGAUGAGCUCCAAUGCACAUCCGGAACUCGUCCGCUAUGCACGAUGGUGGGAGGAGAACCAGAAGAAGCGGUACUCCGGGACCGGAACAUUCGAGGAGAAUGCCAUCGUGCCUUUCCCGUCCGACAUGGCCUCGGACAGCGGAACGUCCUCGAGUUGGGGGGUGAUCCACGACAGGACAUCCGGGUCGGAUAUGCCGCAUCCAGUGAUGGCUCGGUCGCAGAAAAGAACCAAGGAGCAGAACGACGGCGAGAAGAUGGAAGCAGAGUCCGAUCCCCAAGCGCUCGAAGAGAUCCAGGCCCUCGAGACCAAGCUGGCAAUCCUCAAGGAGAAGGCAAAGACAGGGGGCAAGGGGCACAAAGGGGGUCAUGUACCCAAGGAAAAGGGAGCCGGUGAAGAGAUCUAUGAGCACGAGGGCAGCCAUUUUGGAAGUAAGACCUCCGUGCAGAAGGGCGGCUGUUGCGGCCGCGAUGAUCCGACUACCCACAGCGGACACUUCAUCUCCCAAGAGGACCUUCGCAGAGGGUUGGAGAAACAGUCCAUAAACUAUGCCUGCCAGGCCGCCAAUGCCCACGAAGCAGAUGCCUUUGAGGGAGCCCUCGCGGAGGGCGACUUCUCCUUCGUGAAACUCGAGCAGCUCCUCCGAGGCAUCGGGAUAUCCGAGAAGAACAAUGGCAGGCCCGGCCUGCAUGGGCAUGAAGGUGUUCCCAUGAAGUACCACACCUUUGGGCUGUUCAGUCAUGGUGGAGUGUUCGGAGUGACCAACAACACGAAGAAUUACAGCAGCGUCGUGAAGUAUGUGAAUGCCUUUGGCAGACACCACCUCGGGCCGAAAGCCAAGUGGACCUCGGUGACCCUUACUCACGACGCCGGAGCCGAGGUGCAUCACGACUACAACAACCUGCGCGACACCAGCAGCUAUGUCGUGUCGUUGGGACAAGACGCUGGAGGGGGCUUGUGGGUGGAAGACCGAAAGGUCAAAGAGGAGGACAUUGAGCAUGGGACGGUCAAAUGGCGACGACUACCUAACGGACGAUGGCUCCCCGGGCGGAUCGUCGACACCAAGGAGAACUUCUACGAGCUGGACCCCUUCCUCAAGCAUGCAGUUGAGCCGUGGACUGGAACGAGAUGGUCGCUAGUCUUCCACACCACCAGGAACUUUGUCAAGAUCGGCCGAGAACUCCGGUCGUUCCUCAAGGGGUGUGGUUUUCCCCUUCCCGGGCGAGUGAACUCAACCCACAAGACCGACCUCGUUAUCGAUGAUGAGAAGAGCAAGAAGCCCGGAAAGGUGACCCGGCGAACAAUCUUCAACAAUGCGGCGAAGAUCAGUGUCAUGAUUGCGACCCUCAUCUCGGCAGCUACCUCCUACAUGGCCACCUACACAUUGCCCGAGGUAGAGGCGGCCCCCAUUGUGAUCUUUGAGAUCGGAAGCACCGAGGCCACCGAAGAGGCGGUUGCCCUUGGCAAGGAUGUAUUCGAACCUAUGGAUUGGGAGACGUUCGCUUCACCAGAAGGGAAGGGCACCGCGCAUCACAUCAUCCACGGGGCUUCUCCGAAGGAGCUCAAGGUCGCAUUGGGUGGGAAGCCAGACAGCUGCAAUGAGGCACUCCUCGAGUUGAUCGAGCAACAACUUCAUGAAGGCGGGGCAGUCGUCGUCGAAGGCGAAACGUCCGACUCUCUGUUCCUGGACGAGAAGUUCCAGGGGAUUCUUGAGAACCACACCCAGUAUGUAACCCAAUCGGACUUGGCGAAGCAGGUGGUGAUGUACAAGUCUCGACCAGAUCGACUACCUGUGCGUGGACAAAACAGAGUGCAUCAUGUAUGUGCAGUUGAGCAAGUACAGCAGCACCGGCAAGGAAGAGACGAGGUCGUCAUGGAUGGAAGCGGCAUCGUCUUCGGGGAAGGCACCCCGCCGAGAGUGGCAUCGGCCCUUAGGAGAUUGCACCAGAAUUUGGGUCAUCCUCGUCAAGCUGAUCUCAUCCGACACCUUCGCCUAGCGGGUUGCGACAACGAGAUUCUCAAAGGGGCUAGGUCCCUCAGAUGCCAGGUCUGCGACGCCAAUGUCGCCCCGCGAAUUGCUCGCCCGAGUGUGGUCCCGCAGCUGUGCGACUGGAACGACACGGUUGGGGUAGACAUUUUCUAUGCUCAUGACAUCGACGACAAGAAGCACACCUUUCUGUCCGUCGUCGAUUACGGAACCACCCUUCAUCAGGUCGUCCGUGUCGAUGGCCAGUCUUCCGACGACAUCGAGGGCAAGUUCAACGAGCUGUGGAUACUGCCCUAUGGUCCUCCUAAGGUGGUCGUUGCCGACCUAGACGGGGGGGUCCAAGGGGCGAUCGGCCGGCUUUGUGAGUGGCACAACAUUGGCAUGAGGAGCAUCGCCGCGCAGAGUCAUUGGCAAGCUGGCAUGGUGGAACGACAACAGGCCUGGUGGAAGAAUAUCUGGGAGAAGCUCGUGUACCAGCUUAGCAUCGGCGAGGAAGAAGUCGACAUAGCAGUCCCCAUCGUCAAUGGAGCAAAGAACGACCUCCGGCGUCGAUGUGGACAUAGUCCAUCGCAAUGGGUGUUCGGACGAGCUCCUCGACUACCCGAAGACUUGCAAGACCCCGACGGCGGCAACUUCGUCACCUGGGAUGUUAGCGAGGAUUCGAGGUUCCAGAGGCAGUCCGCUAUGCGGGCGGCAGCUCGAGUGGCUUUCCAUCAAAGCCAAGUGGACAGCAGGCUCAGGAAGGCUCUCUUGCAAAGAACUCGCACGACGCCCCGCCCCAUCGAGAUCGGAGAGAGUGUUCACUUCUGGCACAAACCCAAGAAUCGUCGUCGAGGACAAUGGACUGGGCCAGCAGUGGUUGUUGGCAAAGAGGGCAACAAUUACUGGAUCUCCAACAAUGGGAGGUGCAGAUUGACUUCGCCCGAGCACAUCAGGGGGUCCACUCCCGAGGAGGUAGGUGCCUUCUUGGCCAUGAAGGGCACACAGCAGGAAGUCGAGAAGCUCCUCGAGUACGACCCAGAUGGAGAUGAGGCCUUUGAGGAUGAUGAUGACCUCAUAUCCGACUACGUGCCCGACGACCUCGAAAUGGCAGACCCCGACGACGAAGGCCCUGUUCUCGAACCUGGUUUGGAAGAACAACCGUCGCCCUUGCCAAGUAGGAGGCUCAAGCGAAAGACCGCAGUUGCCGAGCUCGAGACCGCGGAGCACGAAGCCAUGAUGUUGAGAAGCGACCUCACUCGAAGGGGCGUUGAGAAGCGAAAGGAGAAGGAGCUCAAGUGGAACGAAAUCCCACAAGAGGUACACGACAAGUUCCUUCACGCAGAAAGAGUCCAGUGGGAGGAGCACUUGAGCUAUGAUGCACUACAACCGCUGACGACAUCAGAAAGUGAGCGAGCCAGGCAGCAAGUGCCGGCGGAAAGAAUCCUUCGGUGCCGAUGGGCCUACAAGGACAAGAACUACUCCAAGCGAAGGGAAGGGGGCGGAGACAUUCCCUGGAAGUGCAAGUCGAGGCUAGUUAUAGCCGGCCACACAGACCCAGACCUUGGAUCCGAGUUCUUGUCUACCGACGCCCCUACCCUGUCGCGAUGUGGCCUGGCUUGCUUACUUCAAUUGGCAGCCUGUGGACUUGGAGACAGCGAUCCGUGGUCGCUUUCUGCAGGUGACAUCAAGUGUGCCUUCCUCACCGGCAGCUAUCUCACAAGGGAGCUCUACAUGCACCAGCCGAAGACAGGGUUCCCCGGAAUGCUGCCGGGACAGCUGGUGAAGAUCAAGAAGAAUGUGUUUGGCCUCGCCACUAGUCCUCACGAGUGGUGGGGAGACCUACAGGAAGGGUUCAAGGGGUGCUCCAUCGUCGACGAAGCCGGCAGGGAGUUGCGCUUCGACCAAUGCGCUCUCGAUCCUUGCAUCUUUGUGCUGAGGGAAUGGAAAAACGGACACUUUACUGGCCCUCCCGCUGCAUACGUUGGUUGCCAUGUCGACGAUCUACUGGUAGUCGCACCGAGAUCCCUGAAGAAGAAGAUCGAAGAAGCUCUAUCGGCAGCGUUUCCCAUAGACAGCUGGGAAGAAGACGCCUUCGAAUUCUUGGGGGCCCUCAUCAUCGUGCACUCCGACAAGGUGAUGGUCUCACAGGAAAAGUAUGCUGCCACCAGACUCUUCAAUCUGGAUAUCCCCAUCAAGGCGAAGGACGAAGACGAGGCCGAUAAGGAGCUCCAAUCGGACAACAGAUCGCUGAUUGGAGCCCUCUCCUGGCUCUCUGCCCAGAGUCGCCCGGACUUGACAUGCUCAGUCAGCAUGGCGCAACAAUUGCAGAAAUCCCCGACGAUUGGAGACCUCCGGUUCACCAAUGCUAUCGCAGCAAAGGCUCAGCAGUUCAAGCAGCACGGGCUCAUCUUCAAGCCCAUUCAGAGAGACAGGAUGAUGUUCGUGGUCUUUCACGAUGCUGCUUGGGCGAACGUUCCGGAGCCCGACCCCCAGGAGGACUACUACGUGCUCACCGCCGAGGACAAUCUUGCCGGGCUUCAGGAUGAGGGGCCCUACAAGAACAAAGAAGAGGGGCGUAAGGCUAAGAAAGGCAACUCUCGGGUAGCCUCUCAGAUCGGAGUCCUGGUCACCUUCGUCGACAAGGGGUCCCUCAACGGCAACCCCGGGAACUUCAGCAUAGCCGACUGGAAGUCAAGGGCAGGUCAGAGGGUGUGCCGCAGUACGUUUGGGGCCGAAACACAGGCCUGUGCAGAGGGGCUUGAGACGGGCCAGUACAUUCGCUCGAUGUGGGAAUCGCUCAUCUCUGGCGAGUUGGUCACCGUCGAGAACGCCAUCACCCCGAUCCUCUGCCUGAGCGAUUGUAGGUCCCUGUAUGAUCACUUGAACAAGCAAGGGGUACCUCGUGUCCCAACCGACAAGAGGUUGGCUGUAGAUCUAGCUGCCCUUAGGCAGGCCCUGAGAUCCGAGAUGUGGAGCGAAGAUUUGCCGAUAGGGUGGAUCCCCGGGAGUACCCAGAAGGGAGAUAUCCUCACGAAGCCGCAGAGUCCCGCCGAAUGGUGGGAAGGCAUGCAACAACCACUCGUCUUGCCUUUGGCGCAUGGGCGAGGGGGGGCUCUGAUCGGCAACAGGCCGAAGAAGACCGAAGGCAUUUGGUCCGAAUGGAAGAGAAAAGGGCGUACCUUGGAUGCAUAA